This is a messenger RNA of Xiphophorus hellerii (green swordtail), 2582 nucleotides long. Its product is annotated as gap junction beta-4 protein-like. The record is from RefSeq and is a predicted model, not a curated record. Gene Ontology annotation, cellular component: connexin complex. Gene Ontology annotation, molecular function: gap junction channel activity. The coding region runs from base 332 to 1147 and encodes 271 amino acids. Lineage: Eukaryota; Metazoa; Chordata; Actinopteri; Cyprinodontiformes; Poeciliidae. The transcript is spliced from 4 exons. Gene Ontology annotation, biological process: cell-cell signaling.
UAAAAGAGGCGCUGGCCCUUUAAGUGGCAGGACGGCUGCUCUGCUCCAGCUCCGUCUGAAGUUUUCUGAAGUUUUUCUGAAGUUGCUCUGAGUUGCCCUGAGUUGCUCUGAGUUGCCCUGAGUUGCUCUGAGUUGCCCUGAGUGUGGUUGCUGGAGGCGGGGAGUCUCAGGUCGGGACUUGCUCAGCCAUUGGGCUGAUGACGUCGCUGCCGCUCCGUCUGGUUUUCACAGGGCAGAGAGACAAUCCAGAUUUUCCUCUGCUCCACAUGCUGGCUGUUUGAGACGUCUGGUACCAGAGCCCGGGUGUGUCCCAGAACCCUAACCCGGCAGGAUGAACUGGUCCGGACUGGAGAAUCUGCUGAGCGGGGUCAAUAAGUACUCCACGGCCUUCGGGAGGAUCUGGCUGUCCAUGGUGUUUGUCUUCCGGGUCAUGGUGUUCGUAGUGGCGGCCCAGAGGGUGUGGGGAGACGAGAACAAGGACUUUGUGUGCAACACUAAACAGCCUGGCUGUAACAACGUCUGCUACGACCAUAUCUUCCCCAUCUCCCACAUCCGUCUGUGGGCGCUGCAGCUGAUCUUCGUCACCUGCCCGUCUCUGAUGGUCAUGGCUCAUGUUAAAUACCGUGAGGGGAAGGACAGGAAGUACAUGGCGGUGCACCAAGGCUCUCACCUUUAUGCCAACCCCGGCAAGAAGAGAGGAGGUCUGUGGUGGACGUAUCUAGUGAGCUUGGUCUUUAAAGCCGGGUUUGACACAUCGUUUCUCUAUAUUCUGUAUCAGAUCUACCAUGGAUACGACCUCCCCAAACUCUCCAAGUGUUCCCUGGCACCUUGUCCCAACACCGUGGACUGCUUCAUCAGUCGUCCAACAGAGAAGAAGAUCUUCAUGCUCUUCAUGGUCGUGUCCAGCGCCAUCUGCAUCUUAAUGUGCAUCCUUGAGAUGAUUUACCUCAUUGGCAAGCGCAUCUUGAAAGUGAUAAACAUCCGAAAUGAGAACGAGAGGGUUGUGUUCGCCGACCAGCAUGAACUCACUGCCAUCGCACCUCCCAGGUCCCAGUACCGGAGUGUGGACCCUACGCUAGCAGAGAGCCAGCUGAGUUUAAGCAAGCGGGAGAAGACUGAGGGUCGACAGAAAACGACCCUGCUGUAGCACAGAGACCGGUGGAAAACAGGAAGACCGAAGGCCCUGGGAUCAAGGGAACAAGAACUUUAAGGGUUCCCCUUCAGGAGGAACUGCUGCUUCUCCAGACAGGGGCUGGAUGGAUAUUUCAGUACCAGAACAAAACUCUCAACUCUGCUUGCAGCUAGCUUUGCUUAAUGACUGUUUAUCAGAAAACUGCAUCUGGUGCAUCUUUUUAUUUAUUCAUCCAAUGAGACCAAAGAAGUCACAUGAUGUAACGACUUCAUGACAACCCAGGGUUACCGUCCUCACAGUGACAAAUGUCAACCUAACUUCAUGUUAAAACAUCACAUUUACUCCACGAGAGUUUCUAUACCAAAGGUUCUGGGCCAGAGCAAAUCCAGGUCGCUUCUAGACACAGGUGUAUGCAUGUCAUGUCUGUAGCUACAGAAAAUGCUGAUUUAGUUAGAAACAACAAACAGCGAGAGGUCAAGGUCAGGCCCGAGGUCAUAGGUCAGGCCUUAGGCGUUUGUAUGCACCGCCUUCCUCAGACUGUAGAGUGCUCUGGUAGCUGCCCGAUGCAGCCCACUGGGCCCAUCCCUGGUUCUGUUGGUUCUGUUGCUGACAGAACAACCAGCAGCGUCCUGGUACCAGGCAGGUGGCAGCCGGAUUAUGCUGCAGGUACCGGCCCGGAGCGGUUCCGCCUCCGGUCCAGCUUACAGGCAGAAUGAGAAUCAUUUAUGGCGACGACAGAGUCAAAAUGUUAUGAGUAUAAAAACGCUACAAGGCAGAAAAAACUGUAUAGAUGAAUCGUUUCAGUGAGGAAAGCCUGGACGAUUCAUCUGUCAGCUUCAUCAGAAUCAUUUCAAAUCCUGCUGUCAGAAUGAUUUAUGAAUAAUUUCUGAGGAAAUACCGAUGAAUUAUUUCUUUACUCCAAACGUCACAACAAUUUCUCAUUUUAAUGAUACAAUUCUCUAAAGAUUCCUACUUCUCUCUCCUAACAUCAUGUGAUUUUUUUCUAGUUAUUAUGACUUUUAUGACACGAUUUUAUUCUCUAAUUUAAACCGUUUAGGCUCUAAAACUCUGUUGUAAAAGCAGCAGGAAGCAUUUUGAGGAACUAAAUUAGAAUCGUCUGCAGCUGUUUUCUCCUCCGAAGGAGGAUAUACCAGAAUUAUGAAGGAUUCUGGUAUUUUUGGACAGUUUGUUCUGGAAACCGGUCCGGCUGUUGCUGGGCUCCGCUGGGAGGAGUGAUGCUGUGGGCCGAGGGCUCUGACUCAUCCUGGAUCGACUGGAAUGAACUGAACUGAUUUUAGAAAACCUUUAGUUGGGACUCACUGUGGAUCGGCUGCAGAAAUCAAAUUAAACUGAAAUGAGUUUUACUUUCAUGUCCUGACAAAACAUCAAACGUGUCAACAUUUCCUUUCAUGUAAAAUUAAUCAGAAUAAAACAAAAAUGAGCAAAUGUG